This is a messenger RNA of Guillardia theta CCMP2712, 1383 nucleotides long. RefSeq lists its product as hypothetical. Lineage: Eukaryota; Cryptophyceae; Pyrenomonadales; Geminigeraceae. The record is from RefSeq and is a predicted model, not a curated record. The coding region runs from base 1 to 1383 and encodes 460 amino acids. The transcript is spliced from 3 exons.
AUGGCGGCCAUGGCGACGCCGGGUCGACUGACGCUCAUGCUCGUGUUGCUGAGCAGCGGAGGAGGAGGACAUGCAUGGACGAGUGUCGUACACAGGACAAAGCGAGCUCCUUGCCAUGCCGCCAUGUGCGAUAUGAAGAUGCAGCAGCAGCAGCAGCAGCAGCAGCAGCAGCAGAUUCAGAGCAUGCUAGAUGUAGUAGAGCAGUAUCCUUCUGUCUCCUUCUCGCCUCUCCUGGACUUUUCUCCCUCACUCCGCUCGUUCGUGCGGACAGGGAAGACCGGCAGAGGAGAGGAGCUCGCGACCAUCCCUCAGCGCCACUGCCUUCAGACGGACAUAGGACGUGACUUGCGUUCCUCCCAUGUCGACCUUGCAGUGAAGCUCGCGAACGAGGGCAUGGAGCUGGAGGGGGUAGUCGCGCAUGCGCCCGAUCUACCCUACACAUGGUCGCAGCAAGAGAUCGCGGAGCUGCAGUGGCCUGACAUCCAGCGAAGGCUGGAGGAGGAGAAGGUCUGGAUGGAGGAGAAGCUUGCGGAUCCUGCAGUUAGCACCAUUCCUCGGGCAACCAUGGAGCCAUGCUUCGCCAUGGCGCGAAGUUUCAGCUACGUGGCUGCAGGGAAACUUUACUUCGCUCCUGUCCUGGCGCUCUUCCAGCGAACGGCCCCCAAGGGCUCGAGGGUGGAGGGGAGAGGGGAGCGCUUGGUCUUGACAUCAGACGAGGGGGAGGAGGGGGAGCAAGUCAGAGUCAGCCUUGGGUGGAUCUCCAACGACGAUGUCCUGUGCCAUCACGGUUGUGCGUACGAGAGUCUCGAGUCAGAUGCUAUCCUCCUCUCUCGCGCUCAAGUCGACCUCGCCCUCUCCUCCUUCUUCUCAUCCACCCCGCAGCACCUCAAGGUGAAGCAGGACGAAGUGAUGGCGGCGCUUCGCCGGUACAGCUACAUCUCCGAGGAGGAGCAGGAAGACUACGCCAUCUUCCCCGGCGGGUACGCGAGUGACGGGCUAGGCAUGCUGCUGCAGGCGAAGUGUCUGCUGGACGAGGAGCUGGAGGCCUUCAAGGUCCAGGGGUGUGCGUUGAACAUCGGAGAGACGGUUCCUUUCUCCCGCGACCACGAGACGCGCGUCGGUCACGCGCUGAUCGAGCUCUGCCAGCAGCUGCUCUCGUCCUGCCCGACUAGCCUGCAAGAGGACGCCAAGACGCUGAAGGCGAUGGGAGAGCGUUCGGAGACCCAGGAGGAGAGGAGAAGGAGAAUCUGUGUGGUGUACCGGAUGAGCAGGAAGAAUUACCUCCAUCAGACCUUGGAUCGAUGCUACCAGUGGGUGAAGAACCCGACAGCAACCGGGACAUUGCGCAGGCCGUGGAAGGUGAACAUAAAGACAUCUGGAUAA